Messenger RNA from Danio rerio (zebrafish), 6083 nucleotides. Lineage: Eukaryota; Metazoa; Chordata; Actinopteri; Cypriniformes; Danionidae. The record is from RefSeq and is a predicted model, not a curated record.
GUAUGUGUGCGGGGCGGCUCCAGUUUCAAACACAGCGCCCAUCUUUAACACAACUCAACCGGACAGACUGCGUCCCGUGUCGAAUUCCCGCCGCUCAUGGCUGGGCAGUAUGAUGUUACACUACAGCUGAAGUCAAAAUGAUGAGCCCUCCUGUGUAAAUGUGUUGAUUUCAGACAUGACGUGAAGUCCUGCUAAUGAGGAGAGACCAACGAAGCACAAGAUGAUCGAAACGAUGGAUACCCAGCGGUGCCUGCAGGCAGUGGAGAGGCUACAGUCUCGCUUGAAGGAGAAGGGAGCAGAUGUUCCUGCGGAGGAGAAGCUGAAUCUCCUGAAAGCCGUCCUGCAGAGUCCUCUGUUCCUCCAGAUCCUCAGCCUGCAGAAAUCAGUGCAGCAUCUCAAGGAGCACACGCCGUGUGUUAGCUCCGAUCUGAAGAGCAGCAAUGAAGGGUUCUCAGCUCAGCUCAAUGGACAGCCUUCACCUGAAGAGUACAAUCACAUCAUCCGCUCCAUGGCCCAGGGUCGGUACGUGACUCAAAUUGACCUACUGAAACCGGUAUCAGGCGGUUUGGGCUUCAGUGUUGUUGGACUGUGCAGUGAAAAUCGCGGAGAACUUGGCAUCUUCAUUCAGGAGAUUCAGCCUGGAAGUGUGGCAUACAGUGAUGGGAAACUGAAGGAGGGCGAUCAGAUACUGGCGAUUAAUGGUCAUCCACUGGAUCAGAGCGUCAGUCACCAGCAGGCCAUCGCUCUCCUCCAGCGGGCAUCGGAGAGGGUCACCCUGAGCGUGGCCCGCGGGCCAGUACCGCAGCUCUCCAGCCCCGUGGUGUCCAGAACACCCAGCGCCGCCAGCACACUGUCUGCACACUCCAGCGCGACCCACUGGACUCAUGUGGAGACCAUUGAGCUGGUCAAUGAUGGAACCGGACUGGGUUUUGGGAUUGUUGGUGGUAAAACCACUGGAGUUAUUGUGAAAACCAUCCUACCUGGAGGCAUCGCUGAUCAGGAUGGGCGUUUGCGAAGCGGCGAUCACGUCCUGCGCAUUGGGGAUACGGAUCUGUUGGGUCUGAGCAGUGAACAGGUCGCUCACGUCCUCAAACAAUGUGGAAACAGAGUCCGAUUGCUGAUCAGCCGCGGGAUGGCAGACGACGUUUCGGCCGCUCCUGUUUCCCUGCCCACCGUCAAUGAGCAACAGGGUUUUGAGGAAGAGGAGCAGGACGCUUUCGAUGUGAGCUUGACGAAGAAUGCUCAGGGUUUGGGCAUCACCAUUGCUGGAUAUGUAGGAGACAAAACCUCAGAGCCCUCUGGGAUAUUCGUGAAGAGCAUUUCGAGGGACAGCGCCGUGGAGCAGGACGGACGGGUUCAUGUUGGAGAUCAGAUCAUAGCUGUGGACGGUGUGAACAUCCAGGGUUACACUAACCAGCAGGCUGUGGAGGUUUUGAGACACACUGGUCAAACUGUAAACCUGCAACUGGUGCGCCGCGGCUUUAAGCCAGAGGACGCCUGUCCGUCAAUCAUUCCUGUCGCUGUGGAGACAGAUCCCGCCCACAGCUCAUCCAGAAACUCGACAAUGGAGCGCAUGAACGCAAAACAUGAAGAGCGAGUGUUUCUCCCUCCUGAGGAAAACUCCAGAGUUCAGUCCUCCUCCAUCAGAGCUCCAGAAAGUGUUGCGGGUCCUGUGAAGCUGAGCGCUCAGGAGGAACUCGCACUUCAGCAGAGAUGGCAGAAUCAGCUCGGCGUCUGCUCUCAAGUCAUCGUGGCUCAGGUGGAGAAGUUCAGUGAGAGCAGUGGUUUAGGGAUCAGUCUGGACGUUUGUGCCGGACAUCAUUACCUGCGCUCCGUGCUUCCAGAGGGACCCGUCGGCCGAUCCGGAAAAAUCUGCAGUGGAGACGAACUGCUGGAGGUGAAUGGUGUUCCCCUCAGAGGAGAGACUCAUAAAGAGGUUGUUGACAUUCUGAAAGAACUUCCUGUUUGUGUGACCAUGGUCUGCUGUAGACCCGCCUCUCUGGUGACUGACAGCCAGACUGACCAACCACAGCUCGAGGACACGCCCUCAAAUGCCAUACCUCAGGUGCCGCUGGAGUUCGAGGAUGUGAUGGUGUGUGGUGAAUUAGCAGACGGUUUGAAGGGUCAUGUGACUGAAGAGCCCAGCGGGACGCCGUUAGCCAUGUGGGAGACAGAGAUCCAGGACAUCCAGCUGGAGAAAGGAGAGAGCGGCCUGGGAUUCAGCAUUCUGGAUUAUCAGGACCCGCUGGACCCUCUAAAGACAGUGAUAGUGAUCCGCUCAUUGGUUCCGGAUGGCGUGGCAGAGCGGGACGGUCGUCUGCUACCCGGAGACCGUCUGAUGUUCGUCAACAGCAUCGACCUGCAGAGCGGCAGUCUGGAGGAGGCAGUGCAGGCACUGAAGGGGGCACCCAUGGGCAGCGUCCGCAUCGGAGUGGCCAAACCCCUGCCUGCGGAGGAUGAGGAUGGCUCUUCCUCCAUGCUCUCGGCUCUGCUGCUGACGGAGAUCUGUCAUGAUGAUGAUGAUGGUGGUGAAGUUGUUUUCCGCGCUGAGCCUGCAGUGAUCGACUCCAGUGAUUUAGAUCUGUCUGAUGAGAAAGCGUUUGAGCGCCACUUUCUGGAGGAGGAAGAGGAAAAUCAGCAGUCGAUGAUCGCUGAACACGGCAGUUUCUGCAGCGCUGAUCUGACCUAUCAGACAAACAGACACACCUCCACACUGCAGGAAGAGGAUUUUCUUCCAGAUCAGACAGCGGAUGAGAGCCAGCAGAUAAACGGCACCGCGGGCUUCCAGAGGACCAUCACUGUGGUCAAGGGCAAUGCCAGCCUGGGAAUGACGGUGUGCGCGCUGAAGGACGGUCCAGGGAUGUUGAUCCGCAGCAUCAUUCACGGCGGCUCCAUCAGUCGGGACGGCCGGCUGCGGGUCGGGGAUCUGAUUCUAGCCAUUAAUGGAGAGCUGACGGGGAAUCUGACCAAUGCACAGGCCAGAGCCAUGCUGCGCAGACACUCUCUGAUCGCAUCGGACAUGGGAUCCACAGGUGCAGCAGGUGAAGAGCUCAGCCUCAUCUCUGUGAUCACGUAUGUUCCUGCAGAAUAUUUAGAGGAAUACCGAGCAAGCGUGCAGCCCCAGAGUGACGAUAUCUCUGAUGGAAAAAGCGGCUCUCAACUUCAGACACUGUCAGAUCUUCCAGAGAGAGAGGAUGGAGAAGGACAGGAGAGCGAACGACAAGCCAACAACUGGAAUCUGCCUCGCAGAGUUGAGCUGCUCAAGGAAGCUGGGAAAUCUCUGGGCAUCAGUAUUGUUGGUGGGCGGGGCAUGGGCUGUCGCCUUAGCAACGGGGAAGUGAUGCGGGGCAUCUUCAUUAAACACAUCUUGGAGGACAGUCCUGCAGGACGCAACGGCACUCUAAAGACUGGAGACAGGAUUGUAGAGGUGGGAGGAGUGGACCUGCGUGAUGCCAGUCAUGAGCAGGCGGUGGAGGCCAUCCGUAACGCUGCAAACCCGGUGGUGUUCCUGGUCCAGAGCAUCAUUCAGAAAGACAGACCUGACUCUCAGUAUAGUGUCGACUCUCCUCCUGUAAUAGAGAAGUGUGGUCCUGCUUUAAAAUGCUUCUAUGUGCCGAAGUGUCAGACAUCGGUUCUGGAUCCAGUGGAGGAGAUUUCAGCGUUCAGCUCAAACAACGGCAGUGAGAAGCUGAAUCGUGACGAGUGUAAAGUCUCGGCUCUGUCUCUACCGGUGGUUCCUCAUGUUGGAGAAACAGACUCGGACACGCUGACGGAGAUUCCUGACCGACUGGACCUUCAUCACAACGCUCCUGAUGAGGAAGAGGAGGAUGAGUACGGAUACAGCUGGAAGAAGGUCAGCGAGCGCUAUGGUCGUCUGCCGGGUGAGCUCCACAUCCUCCAGCUCGAGAAAGGUCGUGCGGGUUUGGGUUUGAGUCUGGCUGGCAACCGCGAUCGUUCUCGAAUGAGUGUGUUUGUGGUCGGCAUUGAUCCCAGCGGUGCGGCCGGACAAGAUGGACACAUCCUGGUGGGAGAUGAGCUGCUGGAGAUUAACGGUCAGGUUCUGUACGGUCGCAGUCAUCAGAACGCCUCCGCCAUCAUUAAAAGCGCCCCUUCAAAGGUCAAGAUCAUCUUCAUCCGGAAUGGAGAUGCUCUGAGUCAGAUGGCUGUCGGCCCAAUGAAAGACACAGACUCGCCUGACACACACAUAGAGGCAGAGUCUGUCAGUUCAACACUGGACCUGAUCCAGCACAUCAGUCUGCCGGUGGAGGAUGGAGGAGUCGGGAUGGAGGAGGACAGCAGGAGCGGAUGCAGCAUACACAGUGUCGAGGAGAACGGAGCCGCUGGAUGGAAAGAACCUCAGAGCUCAUUCAGUCUCACCAUCUGCGCUGACUCCGCCCCCCAGCCCUCCUCAUCCAGUCAGAUGCCGUCAGGAGAAUCAGAGCCAGCACUCAACCAGCUGUCGCUCCCACUGACAUCAUCAGAACCAGAGCCAAUCAGGAACUCCAGCAGAUGCUCCACACCGGCAACACUGGCGUCUGAUCCGACCACAUGUCCCAUCAUCCCCGGCUGCGAGACCACCAUAGAGAUCUGCAAGGGCAGAACGGGACUGGGUCUGAGUAUAGUUGGUGGCUGCGAUACUUUACUGGGCGCUAUAAUCAUUCAUGAAGUGUACGAGGAAGGAGCUGCGUCUAAAGAUGGCCGACUGUGGGCAGGAGAUCAGAUUCUGGAGGUGAAUGGCAUAGACCUGCGUGUGGCGACUCAUGAUGAAGCCAUAAAUGUCCUCCGUCAGACUCCGCAGCGCGUGCGGCUCUCCGUCUUCAGAGACGAGGCUCAGUAUAAAGAGGAAGAGCUGUGGGACUCGCUGAGCGUCGAGCUGCAGAAGAAGCCCGGACAGGGACUCGGACUCAGCAUCAUCGGCCGAAGGAGCGACACCGGUGUGUUUGUGUCUGAUAUAGUGAAGGGUGGAGUGGUGGAGCAGGACGGUCGGCUCCUGCAGGGAGAUCAGAUCCUCUCAGUCAAUGGAGAAGAUGUUCGUUCGGCCACGCAGGAGUCUGUGGCGUCUCUGCUGAAGAGUUCUGCUGGUCCAAUCCGAUUGGAGAUCGGACGCUUUAAGGCGGGGCCUUUUCACUCGGAGCGCCGUCUGUCUCAGAGCAGUCAGAUGAGUGAUACAGGCAGUGGUAAAGUCCCUCUUCACUCCGACUCUGCAGCUUCGCCAGGAGAAACAGACAAAACUCACGAAUUGCUGGAUAAAGACGUCCGGACGGUCGAGUUCACAAAGGCUCCGUCAGACUCUCUGGGCAUCAGUAUAGCUGGUGGUGUUGGCAGUCCUCUGGGUGAUGUGCCCAUCUUCAUCGCCAUGAUGAACCCCAGCGGCCUCGCAGCGCACACACACAAACUCUGGAUUGGAGACAGGAUUGUGUCCAUCUGUGGAAACUCAACAGAAGGAAUGAGUCACAAUAAAGCUGUUUCACUGCUGAAGAACACAACUGGCCUUAUACAACUACAGGUUGUUGCUGGAGAUACAUCAGUGACGGGACCUUCAGCAGAGCAGACAGCAGGACUCACAGCCAGCAGCAUCUUCCAUGAUGACCUGGGUCCUCCGCAGUGUAAGAGCAUCAGUCUGGAGCGCGGGCCUGAUGGACUGGGCUUCAGUAUUGUUGGAGGAUUCGGCAGCCCUCACGGAGACCUUCCCAUCUACAUCAAAACCGUCUUCAGCAAGGGAGCGGCAUCAGAGGACGGGCGUCUGAAGCGGGGAGAUCAGAUCAUCGCUGUGAACAGUCAGAGUCUGGAGGGAGUCACUCAUGAAGAGGCCGUUUCUAUUCUGAAGAAGACCAAAGGCACCGUCACACUCACUGUGCUCUCAUAAACACACACACAUCUGUAGUGUUGAUUUAAACACUGGAUUACACACAAGGAAUCUGUAGUGUUGAUUUAAACACUGGAUUACACACAAGGAAUCUGUAGUGUUGAUUUAAACACUGGAUUACACACAAGGAAUGAAUGGUGAGGCUGAUACUGUUGUUUACUGCUAGUUUGCGGAUGAUCAAGACAUGCUUCUGUGCGUUAAAUUGCUGGAAAUGCUC